AUGGCGAUCUUUACGAUCGCCACCGGAUAUUUCGCGACCGGCCUUAAACUGGAAGCGGGGUUCCUGAAACAGGUGCCGACUGAACAUCCCUAUCUUCAGACCUAUUUUGAGUAUCAGCAGGAAAUGCCAGGCGCCAAUCUGGUGCUUGUGGCUCUCAAGGCGAAGGAGGGCACCAUAUGGAACAAGGAAAUUCUGCAGCGCCUGCACAAAAUUACAGAAGAAAUUUCCUAUCUUCCUGGCGUCGACCGUUCGCGUCUCUAUUCCCUUUGGUAUCCGACCACCCGCGCGCUGACGAUUGAUGAAUUCGGCUUCCAGAUGGAAGACCUGAUCCCCGGCACCAUCACGCCUGAGCGCCUGACAGACGAAGACAUUGCAGGCAUUCGGGCGCGCACAAUUGCAGGUGACUGGAUUGGCGCCAUUGUUUCAGAAGACGAAACAUCUGUUCUUGUUGCCUUUGAGAUUAAGGCGCCCGGCGGCGCAUCUGGUGACAUUGAAAGCGCGCAGUCGACGGCGCUUGAUGUGGCGAGCCUGUUGGAAACCAAAAUCAGAGCGCCCUUCAGCGAUGAUGUAAGCGACGUCGCCAUUAUCGGGUUUCCCAAGUUUAUCGGCGACAUUGCCGAGGGCGCCAUCAUUGCAACGAGCUUCUUCUUGCUUGCCUUUGUGAUCACAGGCGUUGCUGUUUUUGCCUAUGUCCGGUCGUUUAUUCUAACCGCCCUUGCCAUUGGCUGUUCGCUUGUCUCUGUCGUUUGGCAAUUGGGUGUGCUCAAUCUGAUUGGCAUGGGACUUGACCCGCUCGCCAUCCUCGUCCCCUUCCUUGUCUACGCCAUUGGGGUUAGCCAUGGCAUGCAGCAGGUCAAUCUGAUCGCAACCCAGAUUGCCAAAGGAUCCGAUGGCCUCAACGCCGCCCGCCAAACAUUUCGACGGCUCUUGGUCCCUGGCUCCAUGGCGCUCAUCACGGACCUGGUAGGCUUUAUCACGCUCUAUCUGAUCCCUGUUGGCGUUGUGCGCGACAUCGCCAUUAUCGCAACCAUAGGCGUUGGCCUUAAAAUCAUCUCCAACCUCAUCAUGUUGCCUUUGCUUGCAUCCUACUUUCGCAGGGAUGAGAAGCAGGUACGGCUCUUCAUUAAGGCCCGUGUUUUCCGUGAGCGGAUCAUGACCUGGAUUGCAGGCGUUGCGAAGCCCGGAACCGCACCUCUGAUUGCCGGUGGUUUGGUUGUCGUGCUUGUCGGGUCUGCGAUCGGGGCACAAUACAGGCACGUAGGCGACCUCACACCAGCUGCCUCUGAACUGCGACCCGAUUCCAAAUAUAAUCAGGACACGGCCUUCAUCACGUCGAAUUUCGAUGUGGGAACGGAUGUCCUCGUACUUGUCCUCGAGACACCUCAGGAUGCCUGUAUCAAUCCAGGCUAUAUGAAAUAUCUGGACGCGAUGACGAGGGAUCUCUCGUCAAUUGAUGGGGUCCUGAAAGUCGAUUCACUCGCAUCCACCGCUCGCAUUGCCUCCUCCAUUUCGGCACUGGGCAAUCUGAAAUGGCGCAAUCUGCCUGGGACAGAGCGGCAGCUUAUUUCCGCCACGGCGCAAGUUGAUCCAGCCCUCGGGCUGCUAAACGAUACCUGCACGAUCCUGCCUCUCUUUAUCUAUACCGUUGACCACAAGGCAGAGACCAUUGAUCGGCUGAUUGAUGAAAUCACCGCUUAUGCGGCGGCACACCCUCUCGACGGCGUGAAUGCGCGGAUUGGUCUUGGCGGCGUCAGUGUGAUUGCCGCGACCAACCAAGUUGUGGAGGCGUCAGAAGCGCCCCUUCUGAUUUACGUGUUCCUCACCAUCAUCAUUCUGGUCCUGAUCGCCUAUGUGGACUGGCGGGCCAUCAUUUGCUGCUGCGUGCCGCUCCUGCUCGCGACCUCGCUGGGCUAUGUCUUUAUGGUGGUGUUUGGUAUCGGCCUCAAGGUCACCACCCUCCCCGUGCUUGUACUUGCCACAGGCAUUGGCGUUGACUACGCGUUCUACCUCUAUAGCCAGAUCCGCAUUUUCCAGCGCGAAGGGUUUGCAAUCGCCGACGCCUAUCAUGGCGCUCUGUUGAGCACCGGCAUGGCGGUCGUGUACGCGUCGAUCAUGCUGGCAGGUGGCGUCGGAACCUGGGUCUUCUCGCCCUUGCAGUUUCAAGCGGACAUGGGCGCGCUGCUCGCCUUCAUGUUCAUUGCCAAUAUGAUCUGCGCCAUUGUCGGGCUGCCCGCGCUUGCGGCGCUCCUGGAGCGGAUUGCACCACCAAAACAUCUACGGGCAGCAUGA
Messenger RNA from Effrenium voratum, 2289 nucleotides. NCBI's taxonomy places the organism in Eukaryota, Dinophyceae, Suessiales, Symbiodiniaceae. The record is from the annotation of a GenBank genome assembly.